Messenger RNA from Cannabis sativa, 1032 nucleotides. RefSeq lists its product as uncharacterized. The transcript is spliced from 2 exons. The record is from RefSeq and is a predicted model, not a curated record. Lineage: Eukaryota; Viridiplantae; Streptophyta; Magnoliopsida; Rosales; Cannabaceae. Bases 250 to 930 code for a protein of 226 amino acids.
UUUUAAUUUUAUUUAUUAUUUAAAUGUAUUACAGAAAUCAAAACAAAGCAUAGGUGAUGAAGUACAACAACAAACUAUGAAGUGUGGAGAGAUCGAAAUGUUUCGAAAAACUCAUUAUACGAUUGAGAAUGGAUGGAUCAACGAAAUAGCCAAGGAAAAAUAUGUAUGUUAACUUUAAAAGUUAGUAAUUUUAUUUAAUCGUUUUUGUAAAAGUAAUAAUUCAUUAUUUUAUUGUUAUUGUAGAAUGAAAUGGUUGAGUUGCGACGAGAUAAACUUAUUCAAUUUGAAGAUGGCUUGCUACUAGUAGUUGAUGAGGCUGCUAUAUAUAGGCAGGUGUUAGGUGAAGGAAAAUACGGUUGGUUACGAGGUUUAGGUCCUACACCUGGAAAAAAGAUCUCAGUGGAAUUAUCAUCCAAACAUAAAGAGAUUGAAGAAGAACGUUUGGACAAAUUAGAGAAAAUCAUUGAAGAUCUAAGGAAGGACCAAGAUAAUAAUGUUGCAAGAAUCGUUCAAGAGAAUAUGAAAAUAUUCUAUGAAUCACAACAAGGCAGAUUAUUAGAGGAACGAUCAUCAGAGUCACCAAUCAGAAUUCCAUCAAUGGAUAAACAAAAUAGUUUUUUCACGCAACUGGAGCCAAGUAAAGAAAAAGAUCAACCCUCAUCUUCACAAAAACCCACUAAAUCGUCCUCAAAUUUAGAAGAAGUGCGAGAUUCUCCAAUUAAAUUUGAGAUUCCUAAGGACACUCCAAAGGGUGUAAAAGCUGCAUUACUAGCUGUUCGAUUUAUAAAAGCUUCACACACUUUUUCCAUGGUCAUGGACCCAGAAAUUUUGGAUAAUGAUGAAUAUUUACAUAUUUCACCUAUCGAUGUAAUUCAUCUAGGCACUAUGAAACGGAUUGGAGCUGCUUGCAUAGUAUUUUACAUUAGGUAAAAAAUUUAUCUUUAAAUUACACUUAAUGCACUAAAUAAUAUUUUUUCCUUAUUAAUCUAAUUGUAAUAUUUAGGAUCUUACAUGAAAAGUUGGUGAAGGCAA